AACAACAGCUGGCAGCAGUUAAAGAUGGCCGCCGCAACCAUAGCGGGGCUCGAUGCCCACAGGAUGGAGGAAAAGAAGUUCGAAUACUUCUCCUCCAUCAACUCCAUGGCCAAGAAAAUAAUGCAGGAGAGGGAGAAAAUCAAAGCCAAACACGGUUCGUCUUGGGAGAAAAUGACGCCACAAGAGCAAGACAACGCCAUCGACAACUGCAUGAUGGACCCCCAUAUCCGAGCCCGAUACGCUAUGCACAGAGUAGACCGCGAAGAGGUGGUCUGUUACCCCAAACUGCUCAUUCAGACGGGCCAGAAGAUAGUUCAUUUCGGUGAAGAGGAUAUUACCUGGCAAGAUGAGCACUCUGCCCCCUUCUCAUGGGAGACCAAGAGUCAACUGGAGUUCAGCUUGACAUCAGGCUCUGCAGAGGGGAUCUCUGCCUCACAGGCUGACUCAAAAUCCACCAAGGUUCCUCAUUCCAGCCAGCUUGGCAAAAGUACACCAGGAACCAAGGUGUCUGUCAGUGAGGGGCGGCGGCCAGAGGAGGAGUCAUCUUUCUGGAAGAUCAGUGCUGAGAGGUCCAGGCUGGAGGGAGAGCAAGCUGACUUCCAGUCCCUGACACCCAGCCAGAUCAAAUCCCUAGAAAAAGGAGAGAAAUCACUUCCUUCUUACCGCCGACAGGAAUCCUCUGUUACCUCCAAGGAGCAUGAGGCAGCAGAGCAUCACCCUCCACCUCCCGCCAGGUCCACCAAGCAGAGAGCACCCAAGCCUCCUGCUCCACAGCCUCCUCUCCCUGCCGCUGUUAGCGCAACUCCGGCGUCCAUCUCCAUCUCGCCAAACCCACCCCCACCUGUCAGCGUCUCCUCUUCAGUUGCAGGCUGGGAGAGAUCUCAGAGCACCUUGCCAUCAGUCAGCAACACCUUGGAUGAAAUGUUCUCUUCCAGCCUGAUGUCCAAGCCUUCCAACCUCUCUGCCAGUGUGGAGAAAGAGAAGGAGGAAGAGGGUUCACCCAAUUUUGACAACAGCCCCACAUUUUCCCAGGUUGAUCAGGAAAAACUCAGCAUUCAUACACAACAGCCAUACAUGUUACCAUGGUUACCGAAUGAGUUCAAUACAAGCAACAGCGUCCUGAAGACUGGAUUCGAUUUCCUAGACAACUGGUAAACCACAUCUGAGACCAGUCACCGUUCUGAAUGAGUCAUCCUCAUCAUCACUUUAAAGAAGGACCAUACUGCCAUGACUACAGACAUCCACAUCUAGAUUUAAGAGACUUUAAAAUGACCACAUUAUGUUCUUGUAAUCAUCUUCAGUGGCUUGUUACGACAUUAUCUCACCGCCUAUGUGCUGGUGUUUUUUUUUAUUUUUUUUUUUUACCCCUGAAUAGAAGUGCACCCUUUUCCUUUCAGACUAGGAUUGAAUCUUUUGAACCUCUUGCCAAACCCCUCCUGAUGUUACACUCGCUAUGAAGCACUAUGGUACACAGAAACAUAUUGUAAUUAGUAGGGGGAUAUAGUAGAUUGGAAAUCCAGUGGCUUUUAUUGUUCAGGCGUAGCAAAAUGUUCUAUUUGUCACCACAUGUUUUCAUGAGUUUGAAAACCACAUUGGCCACUUAUCCCUGCUAAUUAGGGUAGCAUGAUGAUUGUGUUGCUUACAGUGAGAAUGCACAGUAACUUGGCUACAUUCACAUGUAAACUCUUAGACACUAAUCCAGCAAAGAGCAGUUUGGUACCACAAGCAUGUAACAAUUUUCAUCAUCUGUGCAAACACCUCAUCCAUUUUUAAGUUGUAUUGUUUCUUAGGAAGAUUUUGCUCUCUGAUCUGCUUUUAUUUAUACUUACGAUAUAUAUUCUAUUAGAGUUGAAGUAGUGCUGCAGUCCUGACCCGCAUAGUGCAAUUACUACAGACAGUGUUCCUGCUGGUCAUGGAAGUCCUGGCAUAUCAUGGAAUUGUGAUAUUGGGGAAUGGAAAUCAUGGAAUUUUACAUUUAUAUGACCUCACUGAAUUAUCGCAGAAUGUUUUUUCCAACUUUUAUAAAUUCAUGGAACUAGAUGGUUGUUCUCAGCCAAGUCUAAGUGAAAACCAGACUGCUGUUCUCUUUGGCAUUUGAAAAAAAAAAAAAACAGGAGGGAAGAACAGCCAUGGAAGUACAUACACUUAGUCAUGGAAAAUUCAUGGACUGUAUAUCCAGACUGUCGUGGGAACCUGUUACAGAUGUCCUGUGUGGAUUUAGGUCCUUGCCAACACUUAACCCUCACUGUAUUACCCCUUUCAUCUUUGACCUCAAGCUAGCACUGAACAAAGCUAGUGUACAUUGAUAAAGACACUCAAACAUUGUGUUGUAGGUAGACAGGCAGGUGUGUAGUGGUUGGUAGCAAUUGUCAGACCUGAAAUCCAUGAUAUGACUAGAGUACUAUUUUACUGAAUUUUCUAUGUAUCCGCUGAUUGUAUCCUUUGCUAUAUCUGUAUAUUGCACUCUUGCAUUUUGAGGUCACAGAUUGGACAGAAGUAAAUACAUUAAACCUGUUAAUUGUC
Molecule: messenger RNA, 2523 nt
Organism: Amphiprion ocellaris (clown anemonefish)
Lineage: Eukaryota; Metazoa; Chordata; Actinopteri; Pomacentridae
Gene: c12h1orf198
Product: chromosome 12 C1orf198 homolog
Exons: 7
Coding region: 25-1155 (376 amino acids)
Source: RefSeq, a predicted model, not a curated record